Molecule: messenger RNA, 1993 nt
Organism: Uloborus diversus
Lineage: Eukaryota; Metazoa; Arthropoda; Arachnida; Araneae; Uloboridae
Gene: Cox10
Product: protoheme IX farnesyltransferase, mitochondrial-like
Exons: 7
Coding region: 185-1546 (453 amino acids)
Biological process (GO): heme biosynthetic process
Cellular component (GO): mitochondrial membrane; mitochondrion
Molecular function (GO): protoheme IX farnesyltransferase activity
Source: RefSeq, a predicted model, not a curated record
CGUAACUGUAAUGAAAAUUACGGUCUGCACCGUGUUUGGAGGUGAAAUAUUAUAAAAGUUUGGUUAUAUAUCAUCAAAAAUAAUAAUUUCAUUGAUGGAAACUAGAAAAAUAUUAAAAUGUCGAAACAAAGAAAGCAUCUUCAAGUUUUUGCUAUAAAUGUGAUGAAAAUGAGUCCCAAAUAAGAUGAGUUAUCAAAUUUUUCCUUACAUUCUUAAGCACCAUGGCUCAUUAAAGUAUUUAAAAUGUGUUUUCACACCAAUCAGACAAAAAGGAUUUAAAGCAAAAAAGCCUGCAGCCACAAUACUAGCUGCAUCUUCUAAUGCUACUGCUCCAUUAAUUAAAGAAAAUAGCUUCAAAGAUGAAGCAGAUAAAACAAAAAACAUUAUUGGCCUGAAGAAAAAUGCAAGUCCUGAGACAUCUGAUGAAGAUGCUGAAAUACAUUUCCCAAAAGUAACUAAAGAUACUCGAAAGAAUGAGCAAUUUUUUCCCUCAGAACAAAAUUUUUUGAAACCAGUAACUGAACCAGAAAUUUCUACAGUUCUGCAAAAACAUAUUAGAGAUAACAGUAAUAAGCAUGAAAAAGAAAAUGAUACCCCUGUAAAACUUAUAGAUGCUGUUAAACCAUCAGAUCUAGAGUGGCACAAACAAGUGUUUGAUCUACGUCUUAUUCCAAAGUAUUACAAAGGGCUUUCAAAGUAUCGACUUUCUGGCUUGGUUGUGAUUACCACUUUAGCUGGCUAUGGAAUGGCUCCAGGACCUUUAGACCCUGCUACUCUCCUCUUUAUGACUAUGGGGACUGCCCUUACAUCAGCUGCUGCUAAUGCAAUCAAUCAAAUAUUGGAAGUACCAUAUGAUUCUCAAAUGACACGCACCAAAAACAGAGUACUUAUUAAAGGUUUAGUUACGCCCAUCCAUGCAUUUACAUUUGCUCUUUCCUGUGCAAGCAUUGGUUUGACAACACUUUACUUUGGUACAACUCCAUUAACUGCUAUCUUAGGAGCUACAAAUCUUAUUUUGUAUACUAGUAUUUAUACUCCUCUAAAAAGAUGUAGCAUAUUAAAUACAUGGGUAGGCUCUGUUGUGGGAGCAAUACCACCCCUUAUGGGAUGGGCUGCAUGUACAGGCACCUUGAAUUCAGGAGCAUUUUUGAUUGGAGCCAUCCUCUAUGCUUGGCAGUUUCCACAUUUCAAUGCCUUAUCAUGGAAUUUACGUCCUGAUUACUCUAGAGCUGGGUAUCGCAUGACAUCUGUCAUUGAUCCUGCACUUUGUCGAAGGACAGCUCUAAGGCACAGUGUUCUGAUGCUAGUCUUAUGUUCAGCAGCUCCACUAGUAGAACUUACAACUUGGACUUUUGCUUUUGAUUCUUUGCCUCUUAAUUGUUAUUUAAUUUAUUGUGCUUGGCAAUUUUACAAAAAAGGUGAUAGUCAAAGUUCUCGUAAAUUAUUUCGUCUUAGCUUAAUUCAUCUUCCUACAUUAAUGUUUUUAAUGUUUAUCGGCAAAAAAUAUUCUUCUAAAAGUGAAAAAGAUGAAGUUAAAAAUUUAUGACAGAUUUUACGAUUUUAGUUGAGUUACAAAUAUGUAAAUAAUGCAAAUAUGUAAAUUAUAUUAGUUAAUUAUAUUUAUAUUUAAAUAUUGUUGUUAGAAUCAGUCUAAUUAAAUAUAAAACCAAUUUUAUGAAACUUGAUCCGCCAUGAAAGUGAUGACGCGUAUUAAAUCAAUAUUUAAUGCAUUGCCAUUGGACCUUUACAAAGCUUUUAAAAGCAAAACGAAAAUACAUUGAAUACCUUUUUAUGACACUAAAGCUUUAAUUUUUUAGGAAUAGCAAAUAGUUUUUAAAUUCGAAUGUCAACCAUACAUGUAUUUUUAGUGCAGGGAUUUUGGUUUAGAAUAAAAUAAAAUUCCUGUAUUUGAUCCAAUACGUUAAACAGUUAAAGUUAAUUGUUUAAUAUUUCUUUGGUCUAAUUAAAAAGAAUGGUGUUUUUAAAAAAAUAA